This is a messenger RNA of Lytechinus pictus (painted urchin), 3202 nucleotides long. Its product is annotated as FAST kinase domain-containing protein 5, mitochondrial-like. The transcript has 6 exons. Gene Ontology annotation, molecular function: RNA binding. The coding region runs from base 133 to 2199 and encodes 688 amino acids. The record is from RefSeq and is a predicted model, not a curated record. Lineage: Eukaryota; Metazoa; Echinodermata; Echinoidea; Temnopleuroida; Toxopneustidae. Gene Ontology annotation, biological process: regulation of mitochondrial mRNA stability; mitochondrial RNA processing. Gene Ontology annotation, cellular component: mitochondrial matrix; ribonucleoprotein granule.
UAUACACACGCUCGAUCGAUCGAUUUGUCCGCAGCCGAAUUCAACUCAGGCUCAGCCAGGCAAAGUCUCAAGUCAUUUUUUUUUUGAUACGGUAUACUUAGGUCUUUCUGCUGCAACCAUCUGAACCUUGAAAUGUCUAAGAGCAUUUUCUGUGUGCUAAGGCAAAGGCUUUGCUGCAAGGGGUUUGGCUACAGAUUCACAUUCCCUGCCAACACUUUAGUCCAAAGACCUGAUGAACCAUGGCAACAGAUAUCCUUCAUUAGGGCCAAUUCGUCACGCUCUAGGAGCAACAUCAUGCGUGACAAAAAGAGAGCCAUACGGACAAAUGUACUGGAGGUCAUCUAUGGUGGGAGAGAUAAUAUUCCAGAGGAAGUGGCGAGGAAAGAAUUAGCUCAACCAAUAGAGGAAGAAGACCUGAGUGAAGAUGAAGAACUUGGCCCUGGAUUAAAAGGUUCAGAGAUUAAGCAAAGAGCCUUCUUAAAGGAAUCCAAAGGUUAUGAAAGAUCAUCUCUUGAUUUGAUUAAUACACUUUGUUUAGACUCUGAGUCAAGAACAAAAGACACUGUCCAUGAUUUUCUAACAGCAUUAGCUGAUGGAAGUACUAGAGAGGAAAUGCAGAGGGAUCACAUAAAAGAUAUAAAGUGUCUUUGUGAACUGCCACAUAGUCAAAGAUUGUUGAUAAUGGAUUUGUUGAAAACUGAAAAACUUGGAGAGUUUUUAUGCAGAGCCAUGCCAAGUAUGGAAACAGACACCUUUGUACAAUCCUUGUUGAUUUUCUACUGGUGGGAAUUAAGGUUAAGUGCAUCACAGAACAAAGUCAUAGAGAAGGAGUGUCUUCAAAGGAUAUCGUCAUGGGACGUUGAUACCCUGCUGCUGGUGACCGACUGGUGGAUCUGCAUGGCAGGUGCAAGUUCCUGGUCCUUUCACAAGGAGAUGUUGUCAGUUUUGAGGACAUCCUGGACAAAGCUAUCUGCCCAGCAGAUGGUGCAAGCAUUCUACCUGUGUGGACAGUUCAAGAGACCAGCUCAACCGCUAAUGGACAAACUUGUCCUCCUUGCAGAGGGUUUUGUUGAUGAACUGUCUCUGACAGAAAUUGCAGCAGUUUGCAAUGGUAUGGUCAAGGUAGCUUGUCGGCUGCCACGCAAUAGCAUUUUACCAGAUGUCAUUUCUUCAGCAUUAUCCAAAGAUAUCCAACUUGAGUCAGAUAUAGAGAAAUACAACAUUGUUACAAUCAUGAGGUUCCUUGGACGUUCUUACCAUUACAAUGCAGACUUGUAUAGCAAACUCGCUGUUAGUCUUGUUCCUUACAUAACAGAUAUGCAUUAUCUCGCACUACCUCACAUAUUAGGGGUUUUUGCAAGGGCAGCCUUUCUCAGCAAGCCUCUAUUUCUAGAAGUGUUGAGAUGCUUUGAUCAUUCCAAGGCUAACCUUAAAGACUAUUACCUUACGCUUUGGUCAUAUUGCAAACUGAAUUAUACCCCGGAUGAAUUCAAUAGAUUUCUAGAAGUGGCCAUUGCAAGAAUACAAGAAAACAAAGAAUGGAUGAAUGAUAGUCCAUUUCUUUCUGUCAAAACACUUGUGCCUCUCACCUUUGUUGGGAUAUAUCCAGUGGAACUCAUCCAAAGGACAUUUAAUCCUCUUUAUCUCAAGAAAAUCAUAGGUUGUUGCCCUCCUGAUGUGUACAAGCACCUGUAUUGCCUAGAUUGUUCUGUAGCUAUUGAAUGCCCAAACUACACGGGACCAAGACUACCAAAGAGUAUCCUUUCCCGUCAUAACCUGGUACCCCAUGGUUCAUCUAAGGUUGUUAAAGAUGAAAGACAGUCUUACGCUGAAAUCAUUCCCAUCCUGGCUAGAGUGCUCGGAAGCGAAGAUGCUUUCUUGGUUCAUCCUAUCUUGGACCACAUCCGCACACCUGUUGAUAUUGAGAUCCACCUGGAUGAGAAUAAUCGACCCAUCAAUCUCCGUGAUAAGAAAAGCACAGAGGGGUCCAUUACCAAGCUAGCUGUAUUGGUAACCUUGAUGAAUCACUACCGUAAGAACUCCUCAGAGCUCCUUGGUGUUCAUGUCAUGAAGAGAAGACAGUUAAAGAUUACUGGUUACCAUUUAGUUGAGAUCCCUUUCGACGAGUGGCAUCAGGUCAGGGGCCGGAAUAUAGACGAAAAGCAAAAGUAUUUGGCACGCAAGAUUUUCAAUAGGUAGUCUCUACUCUCCAUUCACUGACAGUGUGCUCAUCACCAGAAUGUAGAGAAAAAGAAAGUAUGCCACAUAUAUUCAACAAGAAUUUUUUCCAGUUGGUCUACAGCUGCUCUUUCUACUUUAUGGUAGAUCUCAUCUCACAUGGUCUUAUCCUAGUUCAUCGACAACCACUUUUUAAACUUCUAACCCUCUCCCCUUCGCUACAGUUCAUCAGUUAACGCACCAAUAGGUCUAUAUACAUGAGGAAUUAUGGAAACAUGGUAAAAAUCGUUGACUGAAAAUGAAUAUUAAGUAUAGAUUUAAAGCAUAGAAUUUGAAAUGUAGUUUUAGAUAAUUAAGCAUCCGGAAAUAAAACAAUUUUAUCUAAUGUAUCCAACACUUCCAAAAUAUCCAAUGUAGCCAUACUUACCCUCACUUUCACAGACGAUGCCUGCGUCUUCCUGAUGAAGUUCACAGUCUUCGACACCCCAUCCAUCAUUCUCACAAUCAAGAAGAUGUUCUUCUGUUCCAUUCAUCAUAAUAAUAAAUAAUAUGAGGCACUAAAACAAAAGGUACUAUAGGGCAUACAAUGUAUGAAUAAUAAUUUAGAUUUUGCAAUAAUAACCACAAUCAGUCAUUCUAGAUAAAAAGGGAAAUUAAUUAUUGAGGAAAAAGGUAUGUCUGAAGGGAAGAUUUGAAGCCAGGAAUACUGGAAGCAUUUCUUAUUGGAAGAGGGAUGACAUUCCAAGUCUUGGCAGAUAGUAAGAUAGAUAAAUUUUAUUUUCACACGGUAAAAAACCCAAACAGAUACAGAGUCUGAUUUGCAUUGGGGCCGUGCCAUGAAUAAAAUGUACAAAGUAAAAGGCAUCGAAUCUUGAUAUACAUCAAUAACACAUAAACAUAAUAAUCGUAAUUCUUACCAGGGGGCCGUUUCAUAAAGCUGUUCGUAAGUUAAAGAACGACUGGUGAUCCUUUCUUACGCGCUAAACCAUCGCCUAAGAUAAAUCCAUAAUUUAUUGUUCGAAAU